This is a messenger RNA of Strongyloides ratti, 486 nucleotides long. Its product is annotated as Glycoprotein-N-acetylgalactosamine 3-beta-galactosyltransferase 1. NCBI's taxonomy places the organism in Eukaryota, Metazoa, Nematoda, Chromadorea, Rhabditida, Strongyloididae. Bases 1 to 486 code for a protein of 161 amino acids. The record is from RefSeq and is a predicted model, not a curated record. Gene Ontology annotation, molecular function: N-acetylgalactosaminide beta-1,3-galactosyltransferase activity. The transcript has a single exon.
AUGUUUUUAAGAAAAAAAAAUACAAAUAAAGAUUAUUAUUUUGGAUGUAGAUUAAAAUCUUUAACUAAACAAAUACCAAAAGGAUUUAUGUCUGGUGGUGCUGGUUAUAUAUUAAGUAGAAGUUCAAUUAAAAAAUUAGUAACCAAAGGAUUCAGAAAUUCAAAUAUAUGUACUAACAAGUUUAAUGGUUUUGAAGAUGUUGAAAUGGGAUGGUGUUUACAAAAAUUAAAUAUUUUUCCAUCUUAUAUUAGUGAUCAAAAAGAAACAAUGAUGUUUUUUCCAUCAAAAGCAAUAAUAUUAUAUAUUUUUGAUAUUGAAAAAAAUGGUACAUCUAAAGUAUUAAAAAAACAUAUAUAUGAUAAAUUACCAAAAAAAGAUAUUCAAUCAAUGCCUAAAUAUCCAAUAAGUUUUCAUUAUAUUUCACCAAAUAAUAUGUAUAUUUUAAAUUAUCUUUUUUAUAAAGUUAAAAUUGAUAUUGAUAAUUGA